Molecule: messenger RNA, 3123 nt
Organism: Danio aesculapii
Lineage: Eukaryota; Metazoa; Chordata; Actinopteri; Cypriniformes; Danionidae
Gene: hpse2
Product: heparanase 2
Exons: 12
Coding region: 1-1734 (577 amino acids)
Cellular component (GO): extracellular matrix; membrane
Molecular function (GO): hydrolase activity, acting on glycosyl bonds
Source: RefSeq, a predicted model, not a curated record
AUGCCCAGGCAGUUUUUCUGCCCAGUGUUCGGCUCGUCACUGUGGUUGGCACUGAUACUCCAGUCUCUCAUUUCCUCCGCCGUUACCUACAGAAGACCAGUGUCUGGAGGAAAGAGACAGAGCUUUCUGGAGAGGACCUUGAUUUUAUUAGACGUCAAUACUCGGAGCCCGGUUAAAGUUUUGAAUGACAACUUCCUCUCGUUGCAGUUGGAUCCAUCUAUCAUAAAGGAUGGUUGGCUGGACUUCUUAAGCUCCAAGCGUUUAGUCACUCUGGCACGGGGACUCUCUCCAGCUUAUUUGAGGUUUGGGGGCAAACGGACUGACUUUCUCCAGUUUCAUAACCUGAAGAAUCUAGCAAAGUUUAGAGGGCCUGGACCAGACUAUUACCUUAAAAACUAUGAAGAUGACAUAGUGCGCAGUGACUUCGCUCUGGACAAACAAAAAGGCUGCAAGCUGGCCAGCCACCCAGACAUGAUGCUGGAACUACAGCGGGAGAAAGCAGCUCAGAUGCAGCAGGUCUUGCUGAAAGAACAGCUUUCCAACAUCUACAGCGACGUCACAUUAACAGCCAGGUCUUUAGACAAACUCUACAACUUUGCCGACUGCGCAGGACUGCACCUUAUCUUCGGCCUGAAUGCCUUGCACAGAAACCCUGACAACUCAUGGAACGCCACCAGUGCUCUGAGUCUGCUUAAAUACAGCGCCGGCAAAAAAUACAACAUCUCCUGGGAGCUCGGCAAUGAGCCCAACAGUUACCGCAUAAUGGCUGCUCGGUCAGGCAACAGCUCUCGUCUGGCUCAGGAUUACGCUCUUCUGAAGACGUUACUGCAGUCGGUACGUUUCUACAGCCGAGCGAACCUCUACGGGCCAAACAUCGGCCGUCCUCGCAAAAACGCAAUCCUCUUACUAGAUGGGUUUAUGAAAAACGGCGGUUCUGUGGUUGAUGCUGUAACGUGGCAACAUUACUACAUUGACAGACGGGUGACCAAAGUGGAAGACUUUAUGAAGACGAGACUUCUGGACACACUUUCUGAGCAGAUUACAAAGGUUUUGAAGAUUGUUCAGACUCAUGCUCCAGAGAAGCGUGUGUGGCUGGGUGGAGUUGGUCCGGCUUGGGCAGGAGGCACCAAUAAUUUAUCCGACACAUUUGCUGCUGGCUUUCUGUGGCUUAACACUCUUGGCAUCGCUGCAGCUCACGGGAUCGAUGUUGUUCUCCGACAUUCGUUCUUUGACUACGGAUACAACCACCUGGUGGACCAGCACUUCAACCCUUUACCUGAUUAUUGGGUAUCUCUGCUCUUUAAACAUCUGGUGGGCCCGAGGGUGCUGGCGGUGCACGUCGCAGGUCUCCAGAGAAAACCUCGUCCUGGACGGGUCAUCCGGGACAAACUCCGCAUAUAUGCCCACUGCACCAGCUUUCACAAUCACGAUUAUGUCAGAGGGUCUGUAACCAUCUAUAUCAUCAACCUUCAUCGUUCACGGAAGAAAAUCAAGCUGGCCGGGACUUUACGAAAUAAAACUGUCCACCAGUAUCUGUUACAGCCCUUCGGCACAGAAGGACUUCAAUCCACGUCUGUGCAGCUGAACGGAGAGCCCUUGCGCAUGGUGGACAACGAGACCUUCCCUGAGCUCAAGCCUCGGACGCUGCGAGCUGGCAGAACAAUAGCCAUGCCUCCUGUAUCUAUCGGUUUCUACGUCAUCAAGAAUAUUAACGCUUACGCCUGCCGCAGAUAACACACACUGACCGACCUCAGAUCAUCUUCUGUUCAAUGCACCAGCCCCUUGUGGCACUCUCCUCUAUUUAGAAGAAAAGACCCCUUCGUUCAAGCAAGGGUUGCACUGAAUGCUUCCAACAACAUUUCUCCUCUUUUGAAUCCACAGGAACAGCUGGACUUGUGGAAAGUGAAUGUAUUUCGGUUGCUCUGUUGUGAUUUUGUUCUUGUUGCUUUUAUUUGCAGAAGCUUAUAAUGAAGUCUGGUGGUUCUUCAAUCAUAGCAGUGUCACUGAGAGCUUUAUGAUAUGAAGUUGAGGAUCAUCUUAAGCUACAAACUUGAGGUAAUCAAUUAGCACAUCCAGGCUGAAUCUGACUUGACUUUCCGUUUUGUUUUUUGGUACACAAUUAAAAAUAAGAGUUUCUAAGGAGGGCUUUCACAGAAAUGCCAUAGAACCAUUUUUGGAUCCCCAAAGAAUCUUUCAGUCAGCAGGUCUUGAAAAAAACAUUUAUACAUUAGAGUGAAGACUGUUAAUGAUCCUUUUUGACUUUAAUGAACAUUUUGUUCCAUGCAUGUUAAUGGCUCCUCAUGGAACUAUUGAUUCUAAUAAAGAAGCUUUACUCUAACUGUGCGUUCACACCGAAAGCGGCGAGAGCGUCAGUCGCCAGAAGUCAUUCGCUUUCAAUGGGAGCAUGGUGCAUCUUUGCCGUUGUGAGCGUCGAGAGGGGUUCAAAUCAAGUCAACUUUAUGCUUAUGAGCUAUGACACAGUUCAAGAGUGUUAGGGCUCUUUAUUAACGGUGUAGGUGCAAAGUCUAAGCUCAGGGCGCAAAUGCAUUAAGGGCAUGUCCGAGUCCACUUUUGCUAUUUUAUGGAUGGAAAAAUCCGCUCUGCGCCACGGCACAUGGUCUAACAGGGUUGUGCUUAUUCUCUUAAUGAGUUCUGGGUGUAUUUUGAGAGUAAACCAAUCAGAGUCUCAUCUCCCAUUCCCUUUAAGAGUCAGUUGCGUUGUGCCAUGGCGCAUUUGCUAUUUACAUGCUGGACUUUGUAAGUGGAAAACUGAACACGUCACUAGUAAGAAAACAGUUCAAUAAACCAUUGCGAGGAUAAAGAAUGAGCCUUCUCCAUUCGGCCUCUUUACUUUCACUUUCUCUUUCUCUCUUUUGUGGAUAAGGAAAUGGUGUUGUACUCACCACUGAAGACAUCCAUUAGCCUACAUAUUUAAUUUUGUUUGUUAAGCGCAAAGAUUUGUUUCAAAAAUAUUAGUAAAUUCAGCUCUAAUUUCUAGCAAACGAAUAAAUAAACAAUAACAAUGAAGUGUGGUCAAAAAACACAGUUAUAUAGGACAGUUAUAUCCAAACACACGUCCUAUUCUUAUACCCCAUAUGGUCCAAAACCUGACAGAUGGACAAA